Messenger RNA from Diachasma alloeum, 1216 nucleotides. It is a transcript of the gene mRpL1, whose product is annotated as 39S ribosomal protein L1, mitochondrial. The record is from RefSeq and is a predicted model, not a curated record. Lineage: Eukaryota; Metazoa; Arthropoda; Insecta; Hymenoptera; Braconidae. The transcript is spliced from 8 exons. The coding region runs from base 70 to 1140 and encodes 356 amino acids.
CUCCACUGUCGGUAAAAAAGUUUCGUUUCACGAGUAAAAUAUUGUUUCUCGUCUACCAUUCGAGUGAAAAUGGCGGCCAGCACCGCAGGAAAAGCCUUCUCGGCUCUUGGAGCUGUCUUCCAACCCAGAAUCAACUUGAGGUACACUCAAUUGUUAUGUCCGUUGUUGCAAGUACGUGAGUAUGCAGCUCGUAAGGGCACCAGAGAGAAGAGGGAAAAGUUGAAGAAAAAGAGGAAAGUGGCGGAGGUGAAGAAGGUUGGAUGGAUUCCGCCCAAUUUACGUGUCAAAAAAUCACAGACUCUACCACUUAAUAUCGUAAAACGACUUGACAUGUGGAAGGCAGUGACAACUGAUGACGUGUGGCUGCAGAAGUACCAUAGAUGGAGGGUGUAUUCGUUCGAGGAGGCAGUGCAGUGCCACAGGGAAACACAUCACCCAACACGUUACAAUAUGCCCGAUGCUUAUCUCAAUGCUUUUAUUGAACUGGACAUGAGAGGAGCUACAGACAAGAAGACAGUUGAACCCUUCUCACGUUCAGUCGACAUUCCUCGCCCUUUCGAUCAUGGGGAGUACAGGAGUAUCGUUGUCUUUUCUAAGACUCCAGAAUUGUUGGUCCUUGCUGAUAAGGCUGGGGCCACACUCAGUGGAGGUGGUGAACUCAUAGCCAAAUUUCAGUCGGGAGAACUAUCGGUGGCCGAUUACCAUAAUUUUGUGGCUCAUCCUGACAUCCUUACUGAGCUCUCUGUCAUUAGGGGGUUGAUGAAGAGGAAAUAUCCCAAUCCUCGUGCAGGUACUUUGGGACUCGAUUUGCCAGCGAUGAUUAAAAAAAUUCUCCAUGGAAUCAAGUACAGUGCAAUUCUCCAUGAGAGGCAACCUCAAUUCGCAACAAUAACCGUCCCCAUUGGUAAACUCUCAAUGGAUCCAAAAGACCUCGAAGAGAACUUCAAAGCGGUAGUCCAAGACGUCAAUAAAAUGAAACCCAAACGUGAUGACCCAUUCAUAUGCAGAACGAGUCUAAAGGGUGCGGCAACACAUGAAACCUUAAAACUCGACUUUGAGCAAUAUCUCGAUCAGCCAACGAAGGCCGAUGACGAAAGUGAUGAUUCAGACGAGGAGGAAGAGGCAUCAAUUCGCGUUUAGCUUAGUAAUCACUUCCUCAAAAAGCAUAAAUAAAACAAAGCCACUAAUAACCUAAAUAAAAAUAUCUUUCAUUACA